GUAUUUAUCUAUAUGUAAAAUAUAUAAUCGGGGUAUGUACUUCUAUGUAUGCAUGCGAUAAUUUAAUUGUACCUAUGUAUAAUUCUUGUUGCUAAAUUAAUUUCAAAAACAGAGUUGAAAAUCAACUUCGUUCGAUCUCUGUUUUUCGCGGUAAUUUUUAAAUUAGUCUGUAUCGAUCUCGAUCGAUCUAUCGAAACUCGAGGUCGAUCACACGUCAGAGCAAAUGGCGGCCGCGUAGUGGCACGUAGGGACUGGCUCUGUACUCUGUAUAUUAUUGUUUCUCUCGCGGAGUAGAUUACUCCUCCGUAUCAAUGGCAGUUUCGAACGAUGACGUGAUGAUGAAUAACGUGGCUCACGCGGAGCGAAUCGUGGGCGACGAGUGCCGCAUCUGUCUCAAGUCAUGCACGGAGAUCUGUCAGCUCUUCCGCGACUCCAGGAUACCGGAGAAGCUGAUGGCUAUCGCCGCCGUGCAGGUGGAAGAGGGAGAUGGUCUUCCAGCUUGUAUUUGUUUAUCUUGCAAUCGUCUCCUCGACAUAUCCUAUGACUUUAAAUGUCAGAUUCAAGAAGCCGAUAUGAAACUACGGCAGAUCCUGAAGUCGCAGGAUCUGCACGACGAACACGCGAAGGAUGAUACAACAAUAGUGAAACAUAUAAUUACAAAUCUAUCUGAUGUAGCCUCCUGUGAAAAGGAUAAUCAUGUCAUGGGACAGAAAAUUUAUACGCACCACGAUAUUGUUUCAUUCGAUAGUACUACCAUUCAGUCCGAUGCAAUAAUAAACAACGAAUCUUGCAUUCAUAACGAAUUUCUGGAGAAGACGGAGGAAAUUACAGAGCCAAACGGAAAAGAUACACAGUAUGAUAUGCUCAAAGAAAGUGUACAUAAUACUGAAAUAGCCUUAUGUGACGAGACACACAUGGACGAUUCGUUUACCGAUCAGUCGAAUCGAUUGUCUGAUUCGAUCACGGAUGACAGAUGCAUCAAGCAGGAACAUUUAAUAUUAUCUGAGGAGACCCCAGGAAGUUUAGCGGACGAAAAUGGAGAGGAUGCAUUGAAAAUGGAAAUUAAGAACGAUGUGUCCAUGGAGGAUUUCAAUAAUCAUGAUGUUCCGAAAGAGACUACGAUGUUAGAAAUGGAGCCCCAAAAUCCAACGAAAAACAUGAACUGCAGUGAUGAUGAAGAGAAACCACUGAUAAGUAGGACAGCCAGACAUUUCAGAUGUUCCCUUUGCUCAACAUCGUUUUCGACGAAAAUGUCGUUGCAACGACACAUGCUCGUGCACAAACACAAACAUAAACAUAAGACGAAACUGCGUUAUGUAUGUCAUGUAUGUGACAAACAGUUCUCGAGCAUUUCCAAAUUAAAGAGCCACGUGCUUAACAGUCAUGAAAGUUAUACGGUGGAUGAUAAAAUGACGCAAGCGGCUAAUGAAGAUAAGAAAGUUAAAACAUCGGCAAAAGUUACUAGAAGCGGCAACGUGUUGGAUGGCACGAAAGAGGAGAAGAAGAACUUCAAAUUCACAUGCAAAGUUUGCUCGAAGCAAUUCAUAUAUCAAAAGUCUUUUGUAUCUCACGCCAAAAGUCAUCCUGAAUACAAUGAGGAGACUUCGACUGACGCAUUCGAUCAGUGUGCGAAUAAGACAACGAGCGAGCAAAAGGAAAGGACGCCAACGAUCAGAGAAAAUGACUCCGAGGAGGAAGAGGAAGAAGAGGACGACGACGACGACGACACCAAUCUACCAAUCAAAAGUUUACAAUGCACUCAGUGCGGUAAGGUCUUCGCCACAAAGAGGAACCUGAAGAGGCACAUCUCGACUCAUAGCGGCUUGAAAUUCAAUUGUUCGACCUGCGGGAAAGGAUUUUCAAGGGUUGACAAGCUAAAGGAUCACGAACAAUCGAAGCAUAAGGAGGAAAUAUUCGGCAACACUGACGACGAGGAUGAUGACGAUGAGGAUAAUGAGAACAAAGUCAACGAAAAUUCGGAGAGUCGGAAGAAGGACCGACACAAUAGGCCGCACAAAUGUGCGCUCUGUCCGAAGGCGUUCGCGCAGGCUCAGUCUCUGGCGAACCACGUGGAGAGGCACAAGCGAGUGAAGGACACGCAGAAACGGUUUCUCUGCGAGAAGUGCAGCAAGUGCUUCGCCCAGAGCGGCUCGCUGGUGGCGCAUAUGCGCACGCACACUGGCGUCAAGCCGUAUGUGUGUGACACGUGCAAGCGUGCCUUCACCAAAAGCACCUACUUGCAACUGCACUUGAGGACCCACAGCGGUGAGAAACCCUACAUCUGCCAAUACUGUAGCAGAGCGUUCGCUCGAGCCAACACCCUGGCUCGACACAUCACCAUGCACACCGGCGAGGCCAAGUACCAUUGCAACGUCUGCACCAAGUCCUUCCGACGACUGACCUCGCUGAACGAGCACACGUACACGCACACCGGUCAGCGGCCGUACGUGUGCAAGCUCUGCACCAAAAGCUACAACAAUGCCGGCUCCUUAUACGCCCACACGAAGAAGUGCAAGGCGCAGCAGUUGUCCAAUUCGACGACGGCCGCAUUUGCGGUGACUGUGCCGGACAACACGCUGCAGCAGAACAACGACGCGCCUAUGCCCCAGCUGCUGAUCUACUCCCAGAGGAAGCUGGUAGAGGAGGCGACGGUGGGUCAAGUCGUACCCACGCCACAAUACAUGGUGGCGAAUGUGCACAAUCAGAAAACCGUGCCCGCCAACGUGAUUCAGCCGUUCGCCGUGGAGGAUCCGAGUGUGUACAAUUCGAAACAGUUCAAGAACCCGUAUUACGCAAUUUAUCCGAACAUGUAACGAGGAUCGCCGAUCAUGUCUAUUGGCUCUUUCAUUGCCUUUGUCUUUCUGAUUUUUCUUCCACUUUGAUUAAUCGCAGUUUUUAGCCGCCAAAAGGUAAUUAAAUUAAAUUAACUGCCUAGCGUAAUAUUAUGGUAAAAAAAAAUAGAGAAGGAGAAAAGGAGGAAAAAAGCUAAACAAAUGUCAGUAAGCCUGGAAAGCUCCAGAAAUUAAUUAAGUAAAAUGUUCAAAUUUAUUUAUUUCAGUAUAUAUAAAAA
This is a messenger RNA of Nylanderia fulva, 3070 nucleotides long. RefSeq lists its product as uncharacterized. Lineage: Eukaryota; Metazoa; Arthropoda; Insecta; Hymenoptera; Formicidae. Gene Ontology annotation, cellular component: nucleus. The record is from RefSeq and is a predicted model, not a curated record. Gene Ontology annotation, molecular function: DNA-binding transcription factor activity, RNA polymerase II-specific; zinc ion binding; RNA polymerase II cis-regulatory region sequence-specific DNA binding. Gene Ontology annotation, biological process: regulation of DNA-templated transcription.